This is a messenger RNA of Cannabis sativa, 1023 nucleotides long. RefSeq lists its product as uncharacterized. The transcript has a single exon. Bases 1 to 1023 code for a protein of 340 amino acids. The record is from RefSeq and is a predicted model, not a curated record. Lineage: Eukaryota; Viridiplantae; Streptophyta; Magnoliopsida; Rosales; Cannabaceae.
AUGUACGUGCCAGUGUAUGCUAUUUAUACUGAGCUUAAUGAAACUCGAGAGAAUAUUUACCUCGCACAUGAGCAGAAGGUUGCCUUCGGCAAGCCCGAGCCUAUUAGGAAUUCAAGGAGCAAAAGAGAUCCUAACAAGUAUUGUAAAUUCCAUAAGGAUAUUGGGUAUACGACCGACAAAUGUCGCCAAUUGAAAGAUGAGAUAGAAAGUCUCAUUGCACGAGGCCAUUUGAAAAAGUACGUGAAAAGACAGGGUCAUGGAUACAACCAGCCCAGUCUGCCCAAUAACCCAAACAACCAGGGGAUACAACCUCUUCCUGUGGAAGGAGAGGACAUCCUGGUUAUUUCGGGAGGGCCACAUAUCACAGGGGAAAGCAAUAACGCCCAGAAAAGAUAUGUGAAGGAGAUAAAGAACGAGCAAUUGGCAUUUGCCCCAGAACCUUCCAAGAAGGUGAAAACUGAGGAACCUCCCAUUGUAUUCAUGGAGGAAGACGAGAAAAACGUGAGGUAUCCUCACGUCGAUCCAUUAUUGAUUACCAUUCAACUUGCCAAUAAAAGGAUCAAGAUGGUGUUAAUAGACCAUGGGAGCUCAGUAAAUAUCCUUUAUAAAGAAACUCGACAAAAAAUGGGACUCGAAAAGGCCAAAUUAAGGCCUUGUAUGGUGAAACUUUGUGGAUUAACUGGAGACAGUAUUGCCAGUCUUGCAAUAAUCAAGCUCGCAUUAACCUUAGCCGAGGCACCCCUAUCUGCCACUAUUAUGCAAGACUUCUUAGUUGUCGACCUGCCAUUGGCUUACAACAUAUUUUUGGGUCGUCCAACACUGAUCGGACUAGGGGCAGUCAGUUCGAUCAAGCACCUAUCCUUGAAAUUCCAAACACAGGAAGGAGUGGGAGUGGUGCAUGGCGACCAAAUGCUGGCUCACAAUUGCUAUCGCAUUGAUCAGCAACAUAGGAAAGUCGGACAUCAGUUUAUGGCGAUCUUGGCAGAAGAGAAUGAGAAGAAAGAUGAAGAUCUUGACCCUUGA